CAACCUUCUUCGGACCCCACACACUUAUGGUGAAACCUUUUUGAAACUCUCACGCAGCGGCAGCAUUAGUCCACCGAGCACUCUUUGAAGAAAAAAAAAAACCUCAAUGGGCCAAUUGUGAAAACCCAAAUCACACAUGUCAAUGCACACAUCAUAUCAUCAUCAUCCAAAAAAGAUCCAUUUUCUUCUCAAAUUUCUCACCCAUUAGGUCUCUGUCUCUAUAUAUAUUCACAAUGGCCGCACUUAGAGUUUCUUCAGCAUUAGCUUCUUCUUCUACUUCUUGUUCAUCAUCAUCAUCUUCAUCUUUUCAUUGUUACCCUUCUAUUUUCACCAAAUUACAAUCUAGUCCCUUUUGGUCUCUUUCAAUUUCAGUUACACCCUUGUAUUCAAGAAAAGCUAAAAGAAUGGCUCAUUCUAUUGCAUAUGCUACUCUUGGUCUCACUCAACCUAAUCCAAGCGAUGCCCCUAAGAUUUCAUUUGCUGCUAAAGAGAUUGAUCUGGUCGAAUGGAAAGGAGACAUACUUGCAGUAGGUGCCACAGAGAAGGACGUGGCUAGAGACGAGUGUUCUAAGUUCAAGAAUCCACUAUUGCAAAAGCUAGAUUCCAAAUUGAGUGGUUUAUUGUCUGAGGCUUCAUUCGAGGAGGAUUUUAGUGGAAAGUCUGGACAAUCCACAGUUCUGAGGCUUCCUGGUCUUGGCUCGAAAAGGAUUGCGUUAGUUGGGCUUGGCUCAUUGACAUCAUCAACUACUGCUUAUCGCAGUUUAGGGGAGGCUGCAGCUGCAGCUGCCAAGUCUGCUCAGGCUAGUAAUAUUGCCGUUGCACUUGCUUCUACUGAUGGGCUCUCCAUAGAAUCGAAGCUUAGCUCUGCCUCUGCCAUAACAACUGGAGCUUUACUAGGGAUAUUUGAAGAUAAUAGAUUUAAGUCUGAGUCGAAGAAGCCAACGUUGAAAUCUUUGGAUAUUCUUGGACUGGGAACUGGAACUGAGAUAGAGAAGAAAAUCAAGCAUGCAGCAGAUGUCUGUGCAGGUGUUAUACUCGGUAGAGAACUCGUCAAUGCACCCGCCAAUGUACUUACGCCUGCGGUACUUGCUGAAGAGGCCAAAAAGAUUGCGUCCACUUAUAACGAUGUCUUGUCUGCAAACAUCUUGGACGUUGAGCAGUGCACAAAAUUGAAAAUGGGAUCCUAUUUAGCUGUUGCUGCAGCAUCUGCAAAUCCUGCUCAUUUCAUCCAUUUGUGUUAUAAGCCGUCUAGUGGGGAAAUCAAAAAGAAGAUAGCCUUGGUUGGAAAGGGAUUAACUUUUGACAGUGGUGGCUACAACAUCAAAACUGGACCUGGUUGUUCGAUUGAACUAAUGAAGUUUGACAUGGGAGGGGCUGCAGCUGUUUUAGGUGCAGCAAAAGCUCUUGGUCAAAUAAAGCCUUCUGGGGUAGAGGUGCAUUUCAUUGUUGCCGCUUGUGAAAAUAUGAUCAGUGGAACAGGCAUGAGACCUGGAGACAUCAUCACAGCUUCAAAUGGGAAGACAAUUGAGGUUAACAACACCGAUGCUGAGGGUAGGCUCACACUUGCCGAUGCUUUGGUAUAUGCCUGUAACCAAGGUGCAGAAAAGAUAGUUGAUCUGGCAACGUUAACUGGUGCUUGUGUAGUUGCUCUUGGACCUUCAAUUGCUGGUAUUUUUACUCCUAGCGACGACCUAGCAAAGGAGGUUGUUGCAGCUUCCGAGGUAAGUGGUGAAAAGCUAUGGAGGAUGCCUAUGGAGGAGAGUUACUGGGACAAUAUGAAAUCAGGAGUGGCCGAUAUGGUGAACACUGGAGGUCGUCAAGGUGGUGCAAUUACUGCUGCUCUCUUCCUCAAGCAGUUUGUUGACGAGAAGGUCCAAUGGAUGCAUAUCGACUUAGCUGGUCCUGUCUGGAGCGAUAAAAAGAAAAAUGCCACAGGGUUUGGUGUUUCAACUUUGGUGGAAUGGGUGCUGAAGAACUCUACAAACUAAAGCCAGUCAAGACGUCGCAUCGUUGCUAAACAUAUGAGGUUGUUUUAUCUCAAGGGACUGAUGAUGUUUUGAGUAAAGAAAUGCAUCAAGUUUUAUGAAUAAAUUUGGGGUGAAAAUGGUGGAAGAAAAGUAAAGGCAAUAGUUGGGGCAUUUUGAUCUUCUUAGACAGAUUGGAGUAUACUGUAGCUUCUUUCUUGUUUUCUUGAUUUAUAAAAUGCCUAAAAUUGCCUUUUGGAAUGAAAUUUAUUGUUUCUCUUA
Molecule: messenger RNA, 2246 nt
Organism: Capsicum annuum
Lineage: Eukaryota; Viridiplantae; Streptophyta; Magnoliopsida; Solanales; Solanaceae
Product: leucine aminopeptidase 2, chloroplastic
Exons: 10
Coding region: 234-1988 (584 amino acids)
Biological process (GO): proteolysis
Cellular component (GO): cytoplasm
Molecular function (GO): metalloaminopeptidase activity; manganese ion binding
Source: RefSeq, a predicted model, not a curated record